Molecule: messenger RNA, 1190 nt
Organism: Triplophysa dalaica
Lineage: Eukaryota; Metazoa; Chordata; Actinopteri; Cypriniformes; Nemacheilidae
Gene: arl6ip4
Product: ADP-ribosylation factor-like 6 interacting protein 4
Exons: 5
Coding region: 206-949 (247 amino acids)
Source: RefSeq, a predicted model, not a curated record
CGGAAGUGUUAUUGUUACUCCUAGCACGAUUGUUUCGAAAUCAUAGAAACGAGUAAGUGAGCUAUAUGUAUUAAAUCAUGUGACAGUAUUAAACUAUUUUUAAUAACUGACAGGGGUGGUCGUGUGUUUUGUGAAAUAUGUUGUUAUUUUAGUUAGUAAAACACAACCAAAAUAGGAUUUAUUGUUUCGUGCCUGAUUCGUAGUCAUGGGUCGGAGGGAGUCGGAUGAUAUAGAUCACAGAUCCAAGAGCAGAAACAGAGAAGAUAGAAAAUCACUCAAACGGAGCUCUGAGAACAAAACAAAAAGAAGUCGUACUUCAUCAUCCUCGAGCUCAUCUUCCCCAUCCAGUCACAGAGAAGUCAAAAAGAAAAAGAAGAUAAAACGAAGUCGGAGUUCAUCUUCAUCUUCAAGCUCGUCCUCUUCAUCCAGUCACAGAAAUGCCAAGGAGAAGAAAAAGAAGCUAAAAAGAAGUCGGAGUUCAUCAUCAUCCUCAAGCUCCUCUUCCUCAUCCGGUAGUAAAGAGGCCAAGAAGAAGAAAAAGAAGCGCAAAGAGGCCAAGAAGAAACUGAAGAAUAAAAAGAAAAAGAAAGAGAAAGAGAAAAAAGUAAAAAAGGUGCAAAAGAAGCUUGAAGAAACAGCUCUCGUUCCUCUCGUAAAGCCUCAACCGUAUCUGCAGACGUGGCAGUGUGAAGAUCAUGGGCCUGACAUGACUGAUGAGCACAAGGCCAGACUUCAGACCAGGAGACCACUGACAAAGGAAGAAUACGAGGCCAGACAGAGCGUCAUCCGUCGUGUCAUUGAUCCUGAAACAGGCCGUACCAGGGUUAUAAGAGGAGAAGGGGAAAUUUUAGAAGAGAUCGUCAGCAAGGAACGACACAAAGACAUCAACAAGCAAGCCACAAAGGGAGACGGUGAUGCCUUUCAGAAGAGAUUAGGGAUCAGCAGGUAGCAAGAAGAGCAGCGCUGAUUCUACAGACUUAACACUGAAAAAUCCUCAAGGAAUCCUCAACUUUCUCCUGCUUCAGCAGUUUUAAAAGAAUACAAUUUCUAUUGUGCUAUUUUUCUGUUAGGUUUGGACUCCACAUAAUAAUGUCAUGGAAAUCUGGUUGCAUUCUUACAUUUUAUAUCAGAUGUUGUGUAAUAAUAAGUAUGAUUAAUGCAUAUUUACAUUAAAACACUGUUUCUCUUCA